AUGGGUUCAGUUGCUGAUGGGCUGUUCACGCAAAGCUUCAAGUUGUUCGAGGAGAGCGCGUACGAGGCGCUCCAAGCGGCCGCGAAGGACUACCUCGUCGAGCUGUUUGAGCAGGCCAACCUCUUUGCCGUGCACGCGAAGAGGGUGACUUUGAUGCCCGCGGACUGGGAGCUGAUGAGGAAGCUGAGGAAGAAGGAGUUCCGGAAUCCCUUGGGAAUGGCAGCGUUCUGGUAG
This is a messenger RNA of Klebsormidium nitens, 234 nucleotides long. Lineage: Eukaryota; Viridiplantae; Streptophyta; Klebsormidiophyceae; Klebsormidiales; Klebsormidiaceae. The record is from the annotation of a GenBank genome assembly.